UCUCCCUCUCUCUCUCCGUAUUAUCCAUAUCAUCAUCACCUUCGCCGAAGCAGGAGACUUCGCUUCGCUUCUCUUCUCAGUUUCGGACCAAAUCAUCGGCGCAAAACAGGGGAAGACAAGCAUGGCGGCCACGGCUGCUCUUCAGAGCUCACUGACUUCGCUUUUUCUUUCCUCCAGCUCGUUCCUCGGCCAACGCGUCCCUCCCUCCUUCCUCCACCCAGUCUCCGUCAAUUCAGUGGAGAAGCCAUGCCUCAUUGUUGCAAAGCUCAAACAUUGGGGAGAGAAAACAUGUAAGCCAAACAGCCUUCCUGUUUUGCAUAAAAUGCAUGUCAAGGUGGGCGAUACAGUGAAGGUAAUAGCUGGACGUGAUAAGGGAAAGAUAGGGGAAAUAUCUAAGAUCUUCAAACACAACAGCACCAUAGUUGUCAAAGAGAUAAACCUGAAGACAAAGCAUGUGAAGAGCAGGGAAGAAGGUGAACCCGGGCAAAUUAUCAAGAUCGAAGCGCCUAUUCACAGCUCAAAUGUGAUGCUCUACUCCAAAGAUCAAGAAGUGGCAAGUCGGGUGGGUCACAAAGUGCUCGAUGAUGGAACAAGAGUCCGCUUCCUCAUAAAAACUGGGGAGAUCAUUGACAGUGCGGAGAACUGGAAUAAAUUGAAGGAGAGCAAGGAGAAAACUGAAGUAGCAGCAACCUCAUAGAAAUGGCUCCAUGUCUUCAUAAGACUGGAGUUUCUGGAUCUCUUUAUGUACAUCAAUCCUCUCAAGCAGUUUCAUUUGACCCUUUUCCCAGAGUUGAAAUGGUAUCAUUUCUUUCCACACCCUCAUUCAGAUGGUAGGAUAGGAAAAACAAGUUUCACGUACAUUCGUGUCGAAAAGAAAUGUGGGUUGUUUCACUUUUGGAAGAUGAAUGUCAUUGAUAAGAUGCAAAUUUUUCGACAAGCUCUAGUUUUUU
Molecule: messenger RNA, 950 nt
Organism: Rhodamnia argentea
Lineage: Eukaryota; Viridiplantae; Streptophyta; Magnoliopsida; Myrtales; Myrtaceae
Product: 50S ribosomal protein L24, chloroplastic
Exons: 4
Coding region: 122-697 (191 amino acids)
Biological process (GO): translation
Cellular component (GO): mitochondrion; ribosome
Molecular function (GO): structural constituent of ribosome; RNA binding
Source: RefSeq, a predicted model, not a curated record